Messenger RNA from Lodderomyces oxycetoniae, 1011 nucleotides. It is a transcript of the gene RMP1, whose product is annotated as Rmp1p. Gene Ontology annotation, cellular component: ribonuclease MRP complex. The record is from RefSeq and is a predicted model, not a curated record. NCBI's taxonomy places the organism in Eukaryota, Fungi, Ascomycota, Pichiomycetes, Serinales, Debaryomycetaceae. The transcript has a single exon. Gene Ontology annotation, molecular function: rRNA primary transcript binding. The coding region runs from base 1 to 1011 and encodes 336 amino acids. Gene Ontology annotation, biological process: nuclear-transcribed mRNA catabolic process, RNase MRP-dependent; maturation of 5.8S rRNA from tricistronic rRNA transcript (SSU-rRNA, 5.8S rRNA, LSU-rRNA).
AUGCAAAAGAACCUAGCGGCACGCAAGUCAAAUAAAAUAGAAUAUAAGCAAAAGCAAGUUGCAAGUUUAGCUCAGCGUAUAGUUAAAAGUUCAAGACAAGCUUAUUUUGCAUAUAACUCGAUUUUGGCACUAGGACAGUAUAUUACUUUGGGAUUUGCAUUGAUUGCUAAUUUGGCUGCUAUUGUUGAGCUUUUAUCAAAGAUACCUGGCGUCAAGCUCAAAAGGUAUGAGUAUGAAGUAGCAGAAACCAGAGUUGAUGAUGGUAGUUGCAAUACGUAUUAUGGGGGAUCUAAUGUAGAGAGUGUUGAUUUCGAAGAUGAUUUGGGAGAGGAGGUUUCUUUCCAAAAACACAAUGAAGAAGAUGAGGAAGACAAGGAAGAUAAAGAAGUAAUGCUUAAAAGUCCAGUCUCGUGUUUACAAAGUAUGAAGCUGCAGAAAGCAGAAUCACGAGAUUCACCAGUGGUGGUGCCUACAUUAUACGACUCUUUAAGCGUAACGCAAAUACCUCCUCAGUCAGACAAAGACAUGAACAUGAAUUCGACCUCAUUUCUAUCUAUGAAUAAAGAGUUGAAGAUAAAAAGGAGCCAGAGGAAUAAAGAGACAGAGUCACCAUCUAUGGAAAAAAUGACGAUUGAUGAUAUCUUUGGUUCAAAAAAAAAGAAAGCUAAAAGGAAAGCAGCGGUGGAGAAUAAUAAACAAGUUGAAACGCUACUCAAGGAAAGUGCUAUUUCAGAUUCAUUUGAGCUGCAAGGUGCCACCAUACUAAAUGAUGAUUCUUUAAAUAUUGCUACUACUCCCAGUGAUCUUUCUAUACCAAUUACAGUCACUAAAGGGGGGGGGGAAAGAAAAGUAUCAGAUUUAUCAAUAUCCGAUAUAUUCAAAAGUAUGCCUUCAUCGUCAGCAAAGACAAAAAAGAAGAGAAAAAAAGCAGCAGCAGCAGCAGCAGCAAUAAAUGAUAAUGGAUCUUUCCGCAAAGACAAAGUCAAUAAUGUGGACCUGCAAGACAAGUGA